UACAUAAGGACCACUACGAGAACCUCUACUGUGUGGUCUCAGGGGAGAAACGCUUCCUGCUACACCCACCCAGCGACCGGCCCUUCAUCCCCUAUGAGCUGUACACACCGGCGACCUACCAGCUAACCGAAGAGGACUCCUUUGAGAUAGUGGAUGAAGAGGCCAUGGAGAAGGUACCCUGGAUCCCACUGGACCCGCUGGCUCCGGAUCUGGCCCGGUACCCCAGUUACAGUCAGGCCCGGGCCCUUUGCUGCACGGUGCAGGCCGGUGAGAUGCUCUACCUGCCGGCCCUGUGGUUCCACCAUGUGCAGCAGUCCCAUGGCUGCAUUGCGGGCAAAAAUUCCUGGGACCUGCUUGCUCACUGUUCGUGUCCUGCAGGCUCAUGGCCUGCCCUCAAAGGACCUAGUGACUCCCUCUGACUGCUAUGUGAGUCUGUGGCUGCCCACAGCCUCUAGCCACAGGCUCCAGACACGCACGGUCAAGAACAGCAGAAACCCCAUCUGGAAUCAGAGCUUUCGCUUUCGAAUCCACAGCCAGCUCAAGAAUGUCUUGCAGCUGCAAGUCUUUGACCAGGACCUUCUGACCAGUGAUGACCCCAUGUUGUCAGUGCUGUUUGACUUGGGGACUUUGCAGGCUGGGGACUUUCGCCGAGAGAGCUUCUCACUGAACCCUCAGGGUGAGGAGCGGCUAGAAGUUGAAUUUCGGCUGCAGAGACUGACAGACUGUGCUGAGCAGCUCGUCAGUAAUGGCAUCCUGGUGGCCCGGGAGCUCUCCUGCUUGCAUGUUCGACUGGAGGAGGCAGGGGAUCAGAAACAAUCUGAGGGCAGAGUUCAGCUUGUGGUUCCUGGGUCCUGUGAGGGUCAACAGGAGGCCUCCGUAGGCGCUGGCCCUGUCUGCUUCCAUUGCCCGGCCUGCUGGGAGCAGGAGCUGGGUAUCCUUCUGCAGGGUGCCCCUCAAGAGCAACUAAAGGUGCCCCUAAGCGCCUUGCCCUCUGGCCAAGUAGUGAGGCUUGUCUUCCCUACAUCCCAGGAGCCCCUGAUGAGGGUGGAGCUGAGAAAAGAAGGACCAAAGGAGCUGGCCGUGCGGCUGGGCUGUGGCCCCUGUGCGGAGGAGCAGGCCUUCCUGAGCAGGAGGAAGCAGCUGGUGGCCAGAGCCCUGAAGCAGGUCCUGCAGCUGGAUGACGACCUGCAGGAGGACGAGGUCCCCGUGGUCGCUGUCAUGGCCACCGGCGGUGGGAUACGGGCAAUGUUGUCCCUCUACGGGCAGCUGGCUGGACUGAGGGAGCUGGGGCUCUUGGAUUGUGUCUCCUACAUCACAGGGGCCUCGGGCUCCACCUGGGCUUUGACCAACCUCUAUGAGGACCCAGAAUGGUCUCAGAAGGACCUGGCGGGACCCACCGAGUCCCUGAAGACACAGGUGACCAAAAGCAAGUUGGGCGUGCUUGCCCCCAGCCAGCUGCAGCGGUACCGGCAGGAGCUGGCUGAGCGGGCCCGCCUGGGCCACCCGCCCUGCUUCACCAACCUGUGGGCCCUCAUCAGUGAGGGCCUGCUGCACGAGGAGCCCCGUGACUGCACACUGUCAGACCAGCGGGAGGCCCUGAGUCGAGGCCAGAACCCUCUGCCCAUCUACUGUGCCCUAAACACCAAGGAGAAGGGCCUGACCACCUUUGAAUUUGGAGAGUGGUGCGAGUUCUCCCCGUAUGAGGUUGGCUUUCCCAAGUAUGGAGCCUUCAUCCCCUCUGAGCUCUUCGGUUCUGAGUUCUUCAUGGGGCGCCUGACCAAGCGGCUUCCUGAGUCCCGAAUCUGCUUCCUUGAAGGUAUCUGGAGCAACCUGUAUGCAGCCAACCUCCAGGACAGCUUAUACUGGGCUUCGGAGCCCAGCCAGUUCUGGGACCGCUGGGCACAGGAUCAGGCCAGCCGGGACAAGGAGCAGGUCCCUCUUCUGAAGAUAGAAGAGCCUCCUACGGGGGCCGGAAGGAUUGCAGAGUUUUUCACCGACCUUCUGACACGGCGCCCACUGGCCCAGGCCACCCAUAAUUUCCUGCGUGGCCUCCAUUUCCAUAAGGACUAUUUCCAUGAUCCUUACUUUUCCACCUGGAAAGCCACCAAACUGGAUGGGUUCCCCAACCAGCUGACACCUGCCGAGCCUCACCUUUGUCUGCUGGAUGUUGGCUACCUUAUCAACACCAGCUUCCCACCCCUUCUGCGGCCCACACGGGAUGUGGACCUCGUCCUGUCACUGGAUUACAACCUUGAAGGAGCCUUUCAGCAACUGCAGCUUCUGGGCCGGCUGUGUGGGGAGCAGGGCAUCCCAUUCCCGCCCAUCUCGCCCAGCCCUGAGGAGCAGCGCCAGCCUCGCGAGUGCCACUUGUUUCUAGACCCAGACUGCCCCGACGCCCCGGCGGUGCUGCACUUCCCUCUGGUGGACGACUCCUUCCGGGAGUAUUCGGCCCCGGGCAUCCCACGGACCCCCACAGAGAAGGCGGCUGGGGAGGUGAACCUGUCUCCUUCCGACUCUCCCUACCACUACUCGAAGCUGACCUACAGCCUGGAGGAUGCAGACAAGCUGCUCCGCCUGACCCACUACAACAUCUGCAACAACCGGGAGCAGCUACUGGAGGCCCUGCGGGGUGCCGUGCUGCGGAGGCGACAGCACCACCAACCCCAGUGAGGGCAUGGGGGGCAGGCUCAGGGCUUCCCCCGAGCCCCCCAACGGGCCCCUCAGACUUGCACCCAGGAGACCCUGGUGGACAGGAAGAGUUGGGGCAGACACUCCUCACCCAGGGUUCCAGAGCCCCUGGGGCCUGGAGGGCCUAGCCACGGCCCCCUUGCCCUCCGAGGGGCUUCACCAGGCCAUGUGCCCAACACCACCCUGACAGGGCCCCACAGCUACCAGCAGCCUUGUCCCCUACAUGGGCCAGGAGCCUGAGCGGCUUAGAAGGGCUGGGCCUGGUCUCCUCAGGCCAGAGAUGGCUCCCUCUUCAAGCAAAGAGAACGUUUAGAGGGCCUGUGGUCACCCGAGGUAGACAUGGGAGACAAUGGCUUGAGCCCAGAGUGGUAUGGAUCCUAGUUGUGGAAGCGCUCAAAGCCCUGGGCCCCUCUCCCCUUGCUCCCUUGAGUAACUGUACUGUGUGAAAUAGAGCGGUUUAUAUGUCACAGAGGCUCAUAUAAAUGUGAGGUGGGAACAGGUGACAUCAUGCCAGGCUCGUGGUUACACGUAACAAGGACUGGUUUGAAAAAGCUCUUGCCAGACCCCAUCCAGAGCUAGCGAAUAGGUGCAUCUGGACUUCCCCUGAGGAGAAGACCACAUGUGCCCUGUUAGGGCCACCCUUUCUAAGCAGUGGGGAGGCCCGUUUGGCCCGGGGGGUUCUGCUGUGGGAACCCUGGCCUUGCGCAGGUGAGUGGACACAGAGGCAGUGGCACCCCCGUC
Molecule: messenger RNA, 3429 nt
Organism: Mustela lutreola (European mink)
Lineage: Eukaryota; Metazoa; Chordata; Mammalia; Carnivora; Mustelidae
Gene: PLA2G4B
Product: phospholipase A2 group IVB
Exons: 22
Coding region: 154-2670 (838 amino acids)
Biological process (GO): glycerophospholipid catabolic process
Cellular component (GO): cytosol
Molecular function (GO): calcium-dependent phospholipid binding; calcium ion binding
Source: RefSeq, a predicted model, not a curated record